AUGACGAGUGUUCAAGCCACUAACACGUCCACUUUUAAAAAUAAAAGUAAACACCUUUCUAAAGAAUAUAUAAGUGAUGCUGAUAGUGAUGAUGAAUAUACUGGCCAGAAUUAUGCGGAUAGAAAAUAUGAACCACCAAAGAAUUAUAAACAAGUCAAACAUUUAAAGCUACUAGACAAAAACAUGGAGCACGGUAAAAAGGAAAUUUGGCUAAUCAAAGCCCCAGUGGAUUUGGACAUUUCUAAAUUGAAAAGCUUACCAAUUGAUUUCAAUUUAUCUACUGAUGGUAAUAAUGUUGCUACUCAUAACACUUCCAUUGAUAUUGAGAACAAUAACAAUAAUGCACUAAAAAUUCGGUCGAAUGAUAGCAGCACCAAUACAUCAUUUAAGAUUAGGGAAGAUUUGAGUCAAGAGGUGCAAAAUACGUAUCAAUUAUUAAUUAGCAAUAACUCGAAAACAGCAUUUAAAUUUGAAAAUGGCAACACUUCUGGUACUAAUAAGAAAAGUAAAAAUAAAAGCAAGACAAUUAUCGAUAAGUUUUUCACUAUUACUGCUAGUUCCACCAUCCCAUCCAUAGAUUAUAAUAAAGUUAAAACAGCAAGAUCUAAUGUCGAACAAAUUAAAGGAUUAAAAAUGGAACAUUUUGCUACAGGGUAUGAUAGUAAAGAUUACCUAGCAGAAGACAAUACUGAUAUUAAAACUUCUACAAACAAUACAGCCAAGAAACACAAGCAUCAUAAACACAGUAGUAGUAAAAAGGAACAUCGUCAUCAUUCCCACAAUGGUAAAGUUCAUAAGGAUAAAUCAACAAGUAGCAGUCAAAAAAAUUAA
Saccharomycodes ludwigii is the source of this 831-nucleotide messenger RNA. It is a transcript of the gene RPA34, whose product is annotated as DNA-directed RNA polymerase I subunit RPA34. Bases 1 to 831 code for a protein of 276 amino acids. The transcript has a single exon. The record is from RefSeq and is a predicted model, not a curated record. Gene Ontology annotation, biological process: transcription by RNA polymerase I. NCBI's taxonomy places the organism in Eukaryota, Fungi, Ascomycota, Saccharomycetes, Saccharomycodales, Saccharomycodaceae.